Penicillium argentinense is the source of this 1863-nucleotide messenger RNA. RefSeq names its product putative amino acid transporter. The transcript has 3 exons. The record is from RefSeq and is a predicted model, not a curated record. Gene Ontology annotation, biological process: amino acid transmembrane transport. NCBI's taxonomy places the organism in Eukaryota, Fungi, Ascomycota, Eurotiomycetes, Eurotiales, Aspergillaceae. Gene Ontology annotation, molecular function: amino acid transmembrane transporter activity. Bases 1 to 1863 code for a protein of 620 amino acids. Gene Ontology annotation, cellular component: vacuolar membrane.
AUGGCGGGUAAUAUCUCGGCUGCCAACAUCGGUGGUGUGGCCGACGCUCGCCUCGGUGUCGAGGCAGACGUCAUUGGCACCAAGGAUGAGCAUCCCGAAUCCAUGUCACACGAGAUCUCGCCUCCAAUCCUCCAUGGCCCUGGCUCGAUCUAUCUGGACACCAGUAUCACCUUCGAGAACUACGUCUACUGGGCCAAUCGCUCGCGCGAGGUCGAGAAGAACAUUCGCACCGAUAAUGCCGGCUUUGCGCAGCUAGGUCGAACCGUCAUCGGCAAGAAAGAAAAGACGCUGCCGACCUCGACCCCAACCCCAUCGGUCCCAACCGAGAGCAAUGCCGCGCAGCCCCCUGAUGAGAAGACUACCGACGAGAAAAAGGCGCCCCCGGGCUACUCGGACCCGACCGCAAAUAGUGACACCGCAUCCGACAAUUGGGGUGUCAGUGAGUCCGAGUGGGAACAGGCGCAGCGAGCGGCUCGGACCGCCACCUGGGGCUCCAUUUUCUACUUGAUCACCACCGAUAUUCUUGGCCCGACGAAUGUGCCGUGGGCAAUUAGCAAGAUGGGAUAUGGGCCGGGAUUUGCCCUCUACACAGCCUUCGGUAUCAUGGCCUGUUACUCGGGCCUGCAGCUGUGGCGCAUCUUCGUCGGUCUGGACUCGACCCGGUUCCCCAUGCGCAACUAUGGCGACGUCGCAUUCCGCGUGUUCGGCAGCUAUGCGCGCAUCUUGGUGAAUUUUUUGCAGAGCUUCCAGUUCUUCCUCAAUGUCUCGUUGUUGAUCACCAGCAACGGACAGGGACUUGCGCAGAUGGCAGCCGGCGUCAGCGGCAAUGGAUUCCUUUGCUUCAUUGUCGCUGAAGUCAUUUUCAUGUUGAUUGGUUUCAUUCUAGGACAGAUUCGCACUUUGCAACGCCUGUCCUGGCUGGCCAAUAUUGCUAUCUGGCUGAAUGUCAUUGUCAUUAUCAUGACGAUGGCGGUCGUCCACGAGUACCCUCCGAACUACGAGGCCGUUAAACAGAGCUACGGAAUCCCCAAGGGCCCGGUGGAGACGAGUGCUUAUUGGCCUUCGUCCUCAACCCUCAAUGACAAGGUCACUGCCAUGAUGAACGGUGUCUUUGCAUAUGGCGGUGCCACGCUCUUCAAUGAAUUGAUGGCCGAGAUGCGACGCCCCUAUGAUUUUUGGAAGGGAUUCAUUUGCGCCGAAAUUUUCAUCUAUGCUUGCUACUUGAUCAUGGGUAUGGUCGUCUACAGUGCGCAGGGUCAGUUCACUUUCAACCCAGCCUACCAGGGUAUCCCGAACACCGCUUAUCGCUUCCAAACCCUCGGAAACGCAAUCUCCUUCAUCACUGGUGUCAUCGCAGCUCUGCUUUAUGGAAAUAUUGGCAUCAAGGUCCUCUAUUCCGCUAUACUCCGUGAUGUCUUCCAUUUCCCGCCUCUGGAUAGCCGGCUGGGAAAGUGGAUCUGGGUUGCGCUCGUACCAACCUACUGGUGCCUUGCAUGGGUGAUUGCCGCUGCGAUCCCCCAGAUCAGCAACCUGACCUCCUUCGUCGGUGCCGCCUGCAUCUUGCAAUUCUCCUACACCUUCCCGCCCAUGCUUCUAGUCGGAUACAAUGUCCAGAGAGACGCGAUGCUGCCCGAGGAAGAGUUCAACCCGCAUACAGGUGAGGCACACCGAGUCGACCACGGCAUCAAGCGCUGGAUCCGAGGCUACAAGAAGAAGUUUGUUUGGAACACCUUCGACGUAAUCUACUCUCUUGCUGCACUGGCAACCGCUGGUCUCGGAAUCUGGGCCUCGGUCACAGCCAUGCACGAGAGUUUCUCGUCCACGGCACUGACACCCUUCACCUGCGCGAAUCCGGCCGGUUAA